Dentiscutata erythropus is the source of this 219-nucleotide messenger RNA. NCBI's taxonomy places the organism in Eukaryota, Fungi, Glomeromycota, Glomeromycetes, Diversisporales, Gigasporaceae. The record is from the annotation of a GenBank genome assembly.
CCUUUAACACCUUCUCAGACUCCGAGUUCUAACGUUUCUAAUGGAAUUAAUGCACUUAAACCUUAUGAUAUUAGUAUUAACCACGAUAAUGACAAUGAUAUUAUAGACUUUUCGAAUUCUAUUCCACUUGCUAUAAUUUCAAUUAUAGUUAGUAUUAUUAUUCUUGGGUUAGAUUUGUUUUUAGUUUUUACCACAAUUAAGGAUGCUAUUACUGGAUAA